Ananas comosus (pineapple) is the source of this 8544-nucleotide messenger RNA. RefSeq names its product serine/threonine-protein kinase ATR. Gene Ontology annotation, biological process: telomere maintenance; protein phosphorylation; DNA damage checkpoint signaling. The record is from RefSeq and is a predicted model, not a curated record. Gene Ontology annotation, molecular function: protein binding; protein serine/threonine kinase activity. Gene Ontology annotation, cellular component: nucleus. NCBI's taxonomy places the organism in Eukaryota, Viridiplantae, Streptophyta, Magnoliopsida, Poales, Bromeliaceae.
GGACUCUGGAGCUCCUCCUACUCUUGAGAGAGAGAGAGAGAGAGAGAGCGAGAGAGAGAUCGACCUCUCCCACCGCCACCAAUGGCGAACCUCUCCAGCCUCAUCCAGGACCUUCGCGAACGCAUCGCCGCAUCAUCAUCGCCUUCCUCCUUCGCCUCCUCCUCUUCCUCCUCCGCCGCCGCCGCCAUUAACGGCGAGGACCCCUUAGAGACCAAGUUCCGCACCGUACUCCCCAACCUCCUCCACGCGUACGUCGUCCCCUCCUCGACCGCGAACGAGAGGGAGGUCACCGCUGUGCUCAAGCUCCUCUCCCACACCGCGCGCAACUUCCCCGGCGUCUUCUUCCACGGCCGCGCCGCGGCAGUACUUCCCGUCGUCGGCCGCGUCCUCCCCUUCCUCGCCGAGCCGAUCUUCCUUUCCCGCCAUGGGGUGAUCUUCGAGACGGUUUCGUCUCUCCUCUCCCUUCUCCGCACCGGAGAUAGAGAGGCCUACCGCCAGUUCUUCCUGGAUGCGAUGCUAGCUGUAGAAGAUAUUCGAUACGUGGCGUCAGGACAUUCAAAUGCAGUGCCUGGUAGAGUGUUAAUUAAGUGUUUGUGUGAUUCGUUUGCUGGGAUUUUGGACUUGCCUGCAAUAUUCAGUGAGCUCCCGGCCUGUUGCCGGCCUGCGAGUGGACCAGGCGUGCUGAUUGAUAUAACUGGUGAUGCAAGGUGGCAGCCUUUUGCUGUGUCGAUGAUUAAACUCAUUAUUAAGUGUUUAACAGAGGGAACGCUCUAUGUAGAAGGGCUUAUUAAUAUUUCUUUCGUAUCUGCGGCCUGUUCUCUUCUGUGCUAUGGGGAUGCAGCUUUGCACAUGGCUUGUUUUGACUUGGCACGGAUCAUUGGGACGGUUAUAGAUAUUGAGAUUCUUCCAGUUGAAAAUAUUAUUCGUUCAAUCACUUGCAUACUGGGGCAAGAUGGUAACGAGAUCGCUGAUUUCAGAAAUGCAGUUUAUGACUCUUCAAUGGGCGCUUGUCUCCAUGUACUGCAUUCAUCUUGUCAGGAUUAUGUUGUUGAAUCUACAGCUACCAACAUAGUUGAUGUUUUCCCAAGAUCAGUAGAGACCACUGAAAGCCUUGAGCUUCAGGUAGCAAUGUGUGCUGCAUAUAAACGAAUAGCUAGACUAUGCCCUCCACAGUUAUGGAAGCCAGAAAUUCUUGUGAAGAUGCUUUGCUUUGCAAAACCUUGUUUGCCUUUGAUUGAGUGCAUUCGGAUGGCUAUUGACUACAUUGGUUCUGAAAGUUUUGAACUGGAUUCUAUAGAUGCUGUAGAUAAUAUUUUGGGAAGUGAUGACGAAUCUGACUUGCGAAAAGUUGGUAAAAAGAGAUUUGCUCAGAAGGAAGAAAGUAUUGUCUCUAAGCGACAAAAGAUAACAGAAACAGGAGUAUUUCCUAGUGAUCCACACGCGGGUGGUAAAGUUGCUGCUAUGUUGAAAUCUGAAAAAGAAAAGGAAUUUGUAGAUGGCAUCCGGCGAUCACUUUUUAAAUUUGUUGGAUUUCUAAAACCACACAAUUUUAUCCCUAAUCCAAUGAAGCCGGAAACUGCCAUAGAGUCUCUUAGCCUGCUGUGUAUUGUGUUUUCAGUGUAUCCUAGUGGCGUUUUCUCCUUGAGAAUUUUUCAACAAGUCCUUUCCUGGAUACCUUGGAUUUGCAAGCAGGCAAAGGAGAGAUGUUCACUUUCAUUUGAUUUGUCCGUUUACCUUGAAGCAGUUCAUAGCAUAUUGCUUCUACAAGGCUUCCUUCAUGCACACAUGAAACUGUUCCAGAAGGAUAGUUGCUUGACUAAUGCAGACAUUACAGAUUGUGUUUAUCCACGAUAUGCUGAUCUUAUUGAUGUGCUAAAACUAGCAUGGGAUAGUCAUUGUCGAUUUACCCAAGCUUGUCCAAUCUGGAAGGUAAAAUGCCUCUCUGUACAAGUAUUUUCGAAAGUCGGCAUCAAACUUAAUGCUGAGUGCGAUCUUGAAAUGCUGGACUUGGCUAUUCAUGAUGAAGCCGAAGAGGUUCAAAAUGAAGCUUUGAUGUCACUGCCUAUGAUAAUCUUAUGCUCGGGCCCUAGUCUGCUUGAAGACAUGUUCAAACGACUGGAGUUAGUGGGUAGAGCUAGAAUUAAACAGCUUGGGAAACCUGCCAUUUUCUCCCUUGGCUUCAUGUCUUGCUUAAAUGGAUUCACUGGCAACAGUGAAGAACAGGAUAGAGGUUCUUGUAAGUUGUUUUUAGGCAUUAUUUGCGAAAGAGAGAUCUCGACUUUGGAUCUUCUGUUAAAAGGAUUCUGGUGCCCGCAAUGUGACAUAAGAGACUUGCAUGCUAAAGAACAAAUUUCUAAUGUUAUCCACAUGCCGAAGUCUCAAAACAACACAGAGAAUAGACUGGACUUCACUAAGCUGCAGUCCCUCUUUUUCCAGUUUCUUUAUGAAGUCACAUCAGAAGAGCUUGUAAUAUCCUGUGUCCAUGUCUUACCACGAAUUCUUCGGCAUGCCAGUCGAGAUGCUCUGCUUGAAACAAAAGUUCAAUGGAUUGAAUGUAUCAAUUUCUUACUAUUACACAAAUUAAAGGCAGUAAGGGAAGCAUUUUGUGCUGAGAUCAAUUGCUUUCUUGAGGAUCACAUUCUAGAUGUGCUAUUUAUGGAUGGAGAGGCAAGUGGCAAGACCAAAGUGCAGAAGUUCCUGGACAAAAUAAAACAUGCUUUGGAAGUAUCUGAAGAUCCUCAGAUAUUGCUGACUCUUUUGGAAACAACUGCUGAAAUUAUGAAUGCUAGUGGCAUCCAUGAAGAGUGUUUUCUCAGUUCAUUUAUUAUGCUCAUUAAUCAGCUUGAUAAUCAACAUCAAGCUGUAAGACUAACAGCAUUGAGGUUCAUUCAAAGGUCGUGCUACUGCAGCUCUAAAGGAGGAUUUGAACUUAUCUUCUCCCGUUAUUUCCAUAUUAGAGAUGAAAUAUACGAGUAUCUGUGUGCUAGACUUGCGAGUCGCCCCAUAAUGAUAAAAGAAUUUGCCGAAGCUGUAAUAGGAAUUAAAACUGAAGAACUUGUUAAAAAAAUGGUUCCUUUUGUUAUACCAAAGCUUGUUGUUUCACAAAAAGUCGAUAAUCAAGCUAUCAUCAUUUUAACUGAGUUAGCAAACCACCUAAGCACUGAGGUUGUGCCAUUGAUUGUAAAUUGGUUGCCCAAGGUGCUUGCUUUUGCUCUUCUUCAUGAAGAUGGCCAAGAGCUAUCCUCUGUUUUACAAUUUUAUCAAGCCGAAACAGGAUCUGAUAACAAAGAAAUAUUUGAAGCUGCGUUACCAGCACUUCUUGAUGAACUUCUGUGCUUUCCUGUGGAAGCAGAUUUGGAUAAGACAGAUAGGAGGAUUGUCAGAGUUCCUAUGAUGAUUAGGGAGGUCGCUAGAAUCUUGACAGGUUCUGAUGAUCUCCCUGGGUUUCUGAAGAACCAUUUUGUUGGUCUCCUCAAUAGCAUUGACAGGAAAAUGCUUCAUGCUGAUGAUCUUAGUUUGCAGAGACAGGCAUUAGAAUGCAUAAAGAAGUUAAUUGAGAUGAUGGGCCCUUAUCUCAGUACACACAUCCCUAAGAUUAUGGUUCUCUUGAUGUACGCCAUUGAUAAAGAAGCGCUGCAGAUGGAUGGUCUCGAUGUGCUGCAUUUUUUCAUAAGACAACUAACCGAGCUUUCACCUUCCAGCAUAAAACAUGUGAUGUCACAAGUUGUAGCUGCCUUUAUUCCGUCCUUGGAACGUUGCAAAGAAAGCUCCUCUUUGCACUUGAACAAAAUUGUCGCAAUCCUAGAAGAUCUUGUUGUCAAGAACAGCUUGCUGCUAGAUCAACAUAUUCGUGAGCUGCCACUCUUGCCUAGCAUUCCGGCUUUGUCAGAAGUAAACAAAGUCAUACAAGAGGCGAGGGGAUUAAUGACACUUCGGGACCAACUGCAGAAUGCUGUUUGUGGUCUUAACCAUGAGAGCUUAAACGUGAGGUACAUGGUGGCUUGUGAAUUGAGCAAAUUGUUCAACUUAAAAAGAGAAGAUUUUACUGCUCUGAUCAACGGCGAAGAUCUUGCAGAUAUGGAUGUCAUAAGCUCUUUAAUCACAGCCCUACUUAGAGGAUGCGCAGAGGAAUCGAGGACCACAGUUGGCCAGAGAUUGAAAUUGGUUUGUGCAGAUUGUUUGGGGACGCUUGGCGCUGUAGAUCCUGCAAAAUUUAAGGGAAUAUCUUCUGAACGUUUUAAGAUUGAAUGCUCCGAUGAUGAUCUCAUUUUUGAGUUGAUCCAUAAACACCUAGCGAGGGCUUUCAGAGCUGCUUCUGAUACAGUUGUCCAAGAUUCAGCUGCCUUGGCCAUUCAAGAGCUUCUAAAAUUGGCAGGUUGCCAAGCAUCAAUGAAUGAAAAUAUUAGCAAAGGACCACUAGAGACAUCUAAAUAUGGAAUUAGUGAAGAUGAGAGCAAUAUGAACAUGAGGGGCCAGAAGUUGUGGGAUCGUUUCUCCAAUUACGUUAAGGAAAUCAUUGCACCGUGCUUGACCUCGAGAUUUCAGCUCCCUAGUGUGAUUGAUUCUACUUCUGUUGGUCCGAUUUAUCGCCCGACAAUGUCAUUUAGAAGGUGGAUAUACUAUUGGAUCAGAAAACUAGCUGCCCAUUCGACAGGUUCCCGUUCCACUAUUUUUACUGCAUGCCGUGGGAUAGUACGGCAUGACAUGCAAACUGCCAUUUACUUGCUACCUUAUUUAGUGCUGAAUGCUGUUUGUUAUGGAACAUUAGAGGCACGGCAUAGCAUAACUGAGGAGAUCUUAUCUGUUCUUAAUGCUGCAGCCUCAGAGAACAGUGGGGCUACCGUUCAUGGAAUCACGGGAGGCCAAAGUGAGGUUUGCAUCCAAGCUGUCUUUACCCUACUUGAUAAUCUUGGUCAGUGGGUUGAUGAUCUUAAACAAGAGAUUGCUCUUUCCCAGCCUUUGCAUUACUUAGCCUCAAAAGCAGCGCCCAAAGUGAAAGGUAUAAAUGACUCUACUUCCAAUUCAGAACAGCUCUUAGCUCAGUGCAGUAAUGUUAGUGAACUCCUAGCAGCCAUUCCUAAAGUUACCCUUGCAAAGGCCUCAUUCAGAUGUCAGGCUCAUGCACGUGCUUUAAUGUAUUUUGAAUCACAUGUUCGGGAAAAGUCAGGCUCCUUCAAUCCUGCUGCUGAUAGUAGUGGCAUAUUUUCGGAUGAUGACAUUUCGUUUCUCAUGGAAAUAUACAGUGGUUUGGAUGAGCCAGAUGGUCUAUUGGGUUUGGCGAAUCUGAGAAAAUCUUCAAGCCUACAAGACCAACUUCUCAUUAAUGAGAAAGCCGGCAACUGGGCGGAAGUAUUAACAUUUUGUGAACAGGCAUUGCAGAUGGAACCUUACUCAGCUCAGAGACAUUCAGAUGUUCUCAAUUGCUUGCUGAACAUGUGUCAUCUCCAGGCCAUGAUCACACACGUGGAUGGUUUGCUCUCCAGGAUACCGCAAUACAAAAAGGCUUGGUGUAUGCAAGGAGUACAAGCGGCUUGGAGAUUAGGGAGAUGGGAUUUGAUGGAUGAAUACCUCUCUGAUGCUGAUAAGGAGGGCUUAUUGUGUAAUAACUCUGAGGCCAAUGCUUCAUUUGACAUGGGCCUUGCUAAGAUAUUUCAAGCGAUGAUGAAGAAAGACCAGUUUACAGUUGCUGAAAAAAUAGCGCAGUCUAAACAAGCAUUACUUGUACCUCUAGCAGCAGCUGGCAUGGAUUCCUAUAUGCGUGCGUAUCCAUAUAUAGUAAAGCUCCAUAUGCUAUGCGAAUUGGAGGACUUCAAUUCUUUGCUUGGCGAGGACUCAUUUCUUGAGAAGUCAUUCAGUUCAGAUGAUCCAAAAUUUACAGGAGUUAUGAAGGACUGGGAAAAUCGACUAAGGUUUACACAGCCAUCUCUGUGGACGAGGGAGCCAUUGCUUGCAUUUCGAAGGCUAGUUUACAGUCUUAACAGUAUGGGUACUCAAGUUGGAAACUGCUGGCUUCAAUAUGCGAAGCUUUGCCGCUCUUUUGGCCAUUAUGAGACGGCCCACCGUGCAAUACUAGAAGCACAUGCUUCAGGUGCUCCAAGUGUUCAUAUGGAGAAGGCUAAACUUCUCUGGAGCAUUAGAAAAUCCGAUUGUGCAAUAGCUGAACUACAGCAAACACUCCUAAACAUGCCUGCUGAAGUACUGGGCUCUGCUGUUACCUCUUCGCUCUCUAGUCUCUCACUAGCUUUACCAAAUGCACCUCUCUCUGCCACACAAGCAUCAAAAGAGAAUUUAGAUGUGGCUAAAACUAUUCUUCUAUAUACAAGAUGGAUUCAUCACACUGGUCAGAAACAGAAGGAAGAUAUUAUAUGCCUUUAUUCUAGGGUUAGAGAAUUGCAACCCAGGUGGGAAAAGGGUUACUUUUUUAUGGCGAAGUAUUGCGAUGAUCUCCUUGUUGAUGCUCGGAAGCGCCAAGAAGAUAAUCAAAUGCAGUCUGGAUUUGGAUUAUCCUCAAGCUCUUCUGGUUCCACUGGCUCCUUGAAUCAUUCAACUGAGGAGAAGCCUUGGUGGUCUUAUCUCCCGGAUGUAUUGUUGUUUUAUGCGAAGGGACUUCACAAAGGGCACAAGAAUCUUUUCCAAGCGUUACCUAGACUGUUAACUCUUUGGUUUGAGUUUGGAAGCAUAUAUCAUAGAGAUGGAUCCUCCUCCAAUAAACCUAUGAAAACUGUUCAUACAAGGGUCUUGAGCAUCAUGCGUGGUUGCUUAAAGGACCUCCCAACGUAUCAAUGGUUAACAGUAUUAUCUCAAUUGAUCUCUCGCAUUUGCCACCAAAAUGACGAGAUAGUAAGGAUAGUCAAGCAUAUUAUUACAUCAGUUCUGCAGGAGUAUCCACAACAAGCUCUGUGGAUGAUGGCUGCAGUUUCAAAAUCAACAGUCACUGCAAGGCGCAAUGCUGCAGCUGAGAUUAUACAAGCUGCGAGAAAGGGUUCCCGUCAUGGGAGUAAUAAUAACUCUCUUUUUGUUCAAUUUGCUAACUUGAUAGAUCAUCUAAUUAAGCUGUGUCUUCAUUCCGGGCAGCAAAAGGCGAGGACAAUAAAUAUCUCGACUGAGUUCAGUGCCUUAAAGCGCAUGAUGCCUCUAGAAAUUAUUUUGCCAGUUCAGCAAGCUUUAACUGUUACAUUGCCCUCUUAUGAUGCGAGUUCAACAGACCCUCGUUUCCAUGUUUUUUCGGCUUUUGAACAUGUUACUAUAUCUGGGAUAGCUGAUGAGGCUGAGAUCCUUUCCUCUCUUCAGAAACCUAAAAAGGUUGUCUUUCUUGGAAGUGAUGGCAUUGCUCGCCCAUUUCUAUGCAAGCCAAAGGAUGACCUGAGGAAAGAUGCACGUAUGAUGGAGUUCAAUGCAAUGAUUAACCGUCUCCUAUCUAAAUUCCCUGAGAGCCGCAGGAGGAAACUCUACAUUCGAACGUUUGCUGUUAUUCCUCUCACAGAGGAUUGUGGAAUGAUAGAGUGGGUUCCGCACACUCGCGGCCUGCGGCACAUUCUUCAGGAUAUCUACAUAACCCUUGGAAAGUUCGAUCGGCAGAAAACAAAUCCCUUGAUAAAGAAGAUUUAUGAUCAAUUCCAGGGUAAAAUGCCUGAGGAUGAGAUGUUGAAGUCUAAAAUCCUCCCGAUGUUCCCUCCCGUGUUUCAUAGAUGGUUCUUGACUACGUUUUCCGAGCCAGCUGCUUGGUUUAGGGCCAGGGUGGCUUAUGCACAUACCACUGCCGUGUGGUCGAUGGUUGGGCACAUUGUAGGGCUAGGCGAUAGGCAUGGAGAGAACAUUCUUUUUGAUUCAACAAGUGGCGACUGCGUUCAUGUGGAUUUUAGUUGCUUGUUUGAUAAGGGAUUGCUGCUAGAGAAGCCUGAGUUGGUGCCUUUCAGGCUCACCCAGAACAUGAUUGAUGGCUUGGGCAUCACUGGAUAUGAGGGUGUCUUCUUGAAGGUGUGUGAGAUCACUCUAUCAGUGCUAAGAACACACAGGGAGACACUAAUGAGUGUUCUCGAAACUUUCAUCCACGACCCCCUUGUGGAGUGGACCAAAUAUCACAAAUCCAGCGGAGUCGAAGUCCAAAAUCCUCACGCACAGAGGGCUAUCAGCAAUAUCAAAGCAAAACUACAGGGAGUGGUAGUCGGCGUUGCAGCGGCACCCUCUUUACCACUAGCUGUAGAAGGACAGGCCCGUCGACUGAUAGCUGAAGCCAUGUCACACAAGAAUCUUGGGAAAAUGUAUGUGUGGUGGAUGGCUUGGUUUUAGUAGUUUGUAUCUGACGUAGUAUUAUUCACAUUCUUUUGUUUUAUGGGUAUGGGUAUGAAUCAGGUAUAUAUCACCGUCUACAAGGAUUUUGCUUCUUACCUUGUAGAUGCCGCUAAUUAUUGUAAAUUUUGCUGUUUGAUGCACCAGAUAAGUGCAGUCCAGGGAAAGCUUACGAGCUCCAAAUGUAGAGUGUCAAGUCAUGUGGUUUGCUUGUAGUGUUCUGUUCGAUAUGAUAUCAAGAGUUUUCAACUUCUA